This is a messenger RNA of Harpia harpyja (harpy eagle), 2582 nucleotides long. It is a transcript of the gene BANK1, whose product is annotated as B cell scaffold protein with ankyrin repeats 1. Gene Ontology annotation, molecular function: signaling receptor binding; protein tyrosine kinase binding. Gene Ontology annotation, biological process: negative regulation of phosphatidylinositol 3-kinase/protein kinase B signal transduction; negative regulation of B cell activation; B cell activation. NCBI's taxonomy places the organism in Eukaryota, Metazoa, Chordata, Aves, Accipitriformes, Accipitridae. The record is from RefSeq and is a predicted model, not a curated record. Bases 70 to 2418 code for a protein of 782 amino acids. The transcript is spliced from 17 exons.
CCUCAGCGGCCGGGACAGCGCCUUCUGCCCCGGGGGAAAGCGAGCGAGGGAGCGAGCGGCGGCGGCGCCAUGCGCCCGGCAGAAAAUACCAAGGAUAUUCUUGUGAUAUAUGAACAAGAAGCAGAAGAGUGGGCUCUGUAUUUAAAAUCUCUUUUUGGACACAUAGUGAACGAAGGAGGAAUCUUACUCUACAAUCUGGAGACUUCAUCUUUCAAGCACCAGGAGCUACUCUCUUUACCCUGUUAUAAAUGUAAACUCCUGAUACUAUCGUGUGGACUUCUUAACUGCCUGAAUCAAAAGAGAAGUUAUUUUCUGGAGCAAGUUCUAAAACCUCCGGAUGAUGUGGUCAUCCUACUUUGUGGGGUGGAGAAUUCGGAUAUUCUUUAUGAGAUACUGACCUUAGAUAGAGGCAGCGAAGAGAUUUCUGCUGAUCAGGAACCUGAGGAAUAUCUCUCUGUUAUUACUGGAAUUAUUCAACCAGGUAAGCCACAGAAUGAAAAUCCUGGAGACUCUUCAUCUUACAUCUAUGAAGCAGUUCUUGCAGACGAUCACCAGAUUAGCUCUGAUGUUAACUUGUCAGAUGUCAGGGGAGCAUCAGAAAAAAUGGACCUCAGUUUUAAAACAGAGGUACUUUCUGAAACAUUAGAAACUAACGAGCAGUCGAUAUUGGUGCUUCCAGGAAGAAUACCAUGCGAGAACCCUGGUGAAAUAUUCAUUUUGUUGAAAGAUGAAAUAGAUGAUGAAACUUUAGAAAUUGAAUUCAUAGCAGAUAAUCAACGAAUUAGGACACAGCCAGCCUCUUGGAAUAAGAAGGUCAAGUAUAUGAAAGCCUUAGAUUUUCCCGCUGGCCCUGUAUAUGUAAAUGUCUACUGUGGGGGAGUCAUUAAGACCACAGCGCAGAUUGAGUACUAUACUGCACUAGAGGAAAUUGAGCACAUUUUUAAGAAAGUGGCUGACCCGAUAGCUUUCACUUGUCAGGCUUUUAAAUUUUCUUCUGUAGAGAAGCUGGACAAUGUUCUGACUUUGUUAUUGAAAAGCAAAAUAUCUGCUUAUGAAUUCAGCCUGUUCCAAAGUGAAGAAGAGCACUAUCAACAAGCUAAUAGCCAUUUGGAAGAAUUUCCUACUCUCCUUCACUGUGCAGCCAGAUUUGGAUUAAAGAACCUUGCAACGUUUCUACUCAAUUGUCCUGAGGCCACGCGGGCUUGCAAAAUAGCCAACAAGUAUGGAGAUGAUCCAGCAAGUAUCGCUGAGAAGCACGGGCACAGGGAACUAAGAAAAUUAAUCAAAGAAUUGUCAAUUAACACAGCAGAUAAUUUCACCAAUAGCGAGGAGGAAGCAGAAGACGAUGACACUUACAUGCUUAUGUUAGGCUCAGAAACUCAACCAGCUGAGACAUUAAAAGCCAAGCAGAACCCAGGAGAUCAAUAUGGAAUUGGAUCAAGAUGCCAACAAGAAGCUGAGGCAGAUGAGGAAAAGAAAGAUGAUGUAGAAGACAGCAGAGAGGAGACAGAACAUGAAGAUCAAGAAGAGGAAGAUUCAUACAGCUUUCACAACAGUCCUGACAAUUUGUAUGCCAGCAUACCUGAUGAUCUUAAAGAGAACAGAAGAGACUGCUUUUUCUGUAAGAGGCCACCCCCUCCUCCCCCUCGAAAUCUGCCUGGCAUCCUAAGACAGGAAAAUCUGUACGAUUUAUCACAAGAGAGGAAUUUUGUGGAGGACAGAAGUGAAAGGGAACGUGGUGAUGGACUCAUAACAGCAUGCUACAGAGAAGAGCAAGAUAUAUGCAAGGGAGACAGCGAGGAGGAACACCCAUACACUUUUAUGAAUGUGGAUGAAUCUGUGUAUGAUUUCAUACUGGCUGAGGAAGAGGAGGAGGAGAAAAGGCAAGAACGCAGGUCUUUUAUCAUGAACAGGCCGCCAGCCCCUGCCCCUCGUCCCAUGUGUUCGCCGGUCAGAGAGGAGAACACUCCCUAUAUAGUACAAGUGUUUCAGCAAAAGACCACUCGAAUGCCCAGUGACAACAACAGGAUGUACUGCGAUGCCAGGAAGCCCGCAGCACACAGAGGCCACACUGACACUGUUACCGAUAGCACUGUGAAACACAACAUCCCUGCUGAACAGGAAGAACUCAUCCACUUGCAGGAACAGGUGAAAAAGGGGGCAAUUUCUGUGGAUGAAGCCCUUGAGAGAUUUAAACAGUGGCAGAAUGAAAAACAGAGACUACAGUCCACUCAACAGGAAAAAGUGCACCACCUUAGAGACACCACUAUCGGAAACAGACUAGAAAAGGGAAAUCUGAGUGUUCCUAAGGAAAGCGGACCAGAGAGCAUUCAUUUUAGAGACUUUUUGUUCCACGUGCCAUUUAAUAAAGCGUCUCCAACUAAGAACCCAACAGACAAGGAACAGAUACCUAAUUAACAGAGGGCAAUUCUUCAGUUGGCUGUGCAUCAGUUUCCUCUGCUUGGCAUCCCAUGCGUCUCCAAGCUGCGUCCUGACAGCCUCAGGCUCCGGCGCAUACUGCUGCGACAUGGCUGCGUGAUCAUCGCUGUGCUUUCAGUGUCAUGGAAUCUCUCACCUGGGCC